AUGUUUCCGGGCAUUGAGGAGAUCUGCAGGCGGCAUCUACAGUUUUACGAAUCGCUUUAUGCCGAGGCUAACCCGAAGAAUCAGCCGUUCAUCGACGCGAACGUAGCAGCGGCUUUUCUCAAGAGGUCUAAUGUUCCGAAUCCGGUCCUUGGAGAAAUUUGGAACAUAGCAAAUUUCGAAUGCAAAAGAUUCCUAGACAAGAAAGGCUUUUUCGUAGCUUUAAAGCUCAUUGCUUUGGUGCAGCAGGGCCGAGAACCGACGGUUGCCAACCUCACUGCGGACAUCGCUCCUCCGGUUAUUACCAGUAAAAGAAACGAGUUUCUGAAUUCGAUGAGGAGCGAAAAGUUAAACCAAAUAACGCCAGAAGAACGCCUAAAGUAUGACGAAAUAUUUGAGACAUUGAUGCCAAUCAACGGGAAACUGAGCGGUGAACAGGUAAAACCGGUUCUAUUUAAUUCCGGUCUGCCAACUAGAACAUUGGGAAAGAUUUGGGAGCUGAGCGACAUGGACAGAGAUGGACUUCUGGACAAGGACGAAAUGGCAGUGGCACUGCAUUUGGUGUAUCGGGCUUUAGAAGGCGACCCGGUGCCUGAUUUUCUUCAGCCGGAAAUGGUUCCUCCAUCUAAGCGACUUUACUGUCGAUCGACAUCAGUUGCCGGCGAUCCUUUUCAGCACUCGGCAGCGAAUUACUCGUCUUCGUUCAAAUUUCGGACUGACAGCAUCGCAUCACUUAAUCAGGGCGACGACUGUCGGUCAGGAAGAAGUGCCGCGUCUCGCAGCCUAACUGGAAGCCCUUCCGCGUUGUGGAACUUCAGCGUGGACACAAAAAAAUGGCAGCCAUUUUUUAAUGAACUUGACAAAAAUCACGUCGGUGUGGUUAGCGGUUCUGACGUGAAGGAGACGUUCUUGCAAACUGGCCUACCGCAGAGCUGCCUGGCUCAAAUAUGGAGCCUGUGCGACAUGAAAAAUUCCGGUACCUUAGACCUGGAUCAGUUCGCGUUGGCUAUGUACCUGAUUGAGGAGAAAAAGAAUUUCAACAAAGGCCCACCAGCGUCGCUGCCUCUAGACCUCAUACCGCCAUCUUGUCGUGCGGUGAAUGGUGGAAUGUCAGACAUGAGCACCAGCACCACCGAAAUCUUUCACGCAGAAUCUAAGUCAUCAUCAGGAUCAAGUAAGGAAGUAGAAAAAAUCACUGCCGAAAUCAGGGAAAUGCAGAGCGAGAAACGAACUCUCGAAACGCAAGUGUUCGAAACCCAAAACGAGCUAAACACGAGGCAAGCGAGCAUCCAUACCAUGGAGGUAGAAUGCGACACAUUCGAAACGACCGUCAGACAGUUAGAAGCGCAAAAGGCUGAGGCUAACAGGCGUCUCGAUGAGCUUGAGCAUCAGAGAGCCACCUUGAGCGAAUCUCUGGAGAGUCUGAAGGCUCGCCUAGAAGCUGAACAAUCAGAACUGCGGACGUUACAGGCGGAAGCAGAAAAUCGCAUGGCGCUAGCCAAGGGCCAAUCUGCUGUUGAGAAACUGUCUGGUCAAAGGAAUGCACUUGCGGUUCAAGUCGCUAAGUUAGAACAGCUGCUGCUGUCUGAUGAUAUCAAGAGUGCAUCCAGCUACCAAAUGAUGCAAUCGGUUAUCGCCGAAAUGUCUGACAUGAACCUUGGAGAAAUGGUUCCCAGUGGUUCCGCAACCGACACUGAGACAAAGCCUGAGGAGACGAAGGUGAUCGAAGACCCGUUUUUGUCAAGCGAUCCGUUUGUGUCAGGCGACAGCGCCCUUUCUGAACCGUACGAUCUUUUCGGCGACAAAGAUUCGUUUCCCAAAAAGGAUUUUGGCUUCGUUGACGCUGCUUUCAAACAGCAAAUGCCAAACGCUGUGAGCAGUAAGUCUCCGCCUUUUGAUGACGAUGAGUGGUUCAGCGGAAAGGUCGACGCAACGAUUGAAACCUCACGAGCGAAAAAGACUCCUCCUCCUCGACCAGCUUUGCCGAAACUUCGUACAGCGACUUCGCCAUCCUCACCCUCAGCCACCAAAGACCCAUUCACAUCGUCGCCGAGCGACCCGUUCCAAACAAAAAACUUUGCUGAACAGGACGAUCGAUUUUCCUCUGCGAACUUUGCUGAUUUUUCGCAGUUUCACUGA
Soboliphyme baturini is the source of this 2136-nucleotide messenger RNA. The record is from the annotation of a GenBank genome assembly. Lineage: Eukaryota; Metazoa; Nematoda; Enoplea; Dioctophymatida; Soboliphymatidae.